Messenger RNA from Argentina anserina (silverweed cinquefoil), 1189 nucleotides. Its product is annotated as zinc finger protein ZAT10-like. Gene Ontology annotation, biological process: regulation of DNA-templated transcription. NCBI's taxonomy places the organism in Eukaryota, Viridiplantae, Streptophyta, Magnoliopsida, Rosales, Rosaceae. Bases 166 to 906 code for a protein of 246 amino acids. Gene Ontology annotation, cellular component: nucleus. The transcript has a single exon. The record is from RefSeq and is a predicted model, not a curated record. Gene Ontology annotation, molecular function: transcription cis-regulatory region binding; DNA-binding transcription factor activity.
UCCCUCCCACCACUCCCACUCCACCUCCUUUCUCCUUUGCUUAGUUGACCGACUUCACUCCUCCUCACACCAACUCUCCCUAUAUAAACCCUCCGCCCUCGUCUCUCUCUCCUCCAACCCAUUUCAUCUCACACCUCCAAACAUAUUCUAAGCUUCUGUCUCGACAUGGCCUUGGAGGCUUUGAACUCACCCAACACUGCCGCGCUCGCCUUCGAAGACGAGCCUAGCCGCAACAUGGACCUCGCCCGCCACCUCGCCGCCAAGCGUAAACGUUCCAAACGGCCGCGCUUCGAGGACUCGCUUUCCGAAGAGGAGUACAUGGCCUUCUGCCUCUUGCUGCUUGCUCGCGGCACAACCGACACCACCACUGCCUCUGCUCUUGCCGCCGCCCCAGCUGCUCAUCAAUUGCCGCCGCAUCCGCUGGCUUCUUACAAGUGUGUCGUAUGCAGCAAGGCUUUCAGCUCCUACCAGGCUCUCGGUGGCCACAAGGCUAGCCACCGCAAGUCCAACCAGACCUCCGCCGUGUCCGCCGCCGUCGUCAAGGUUGAAACACUCUCGGUCGCCGCCGCGAGUGGGAGGAGCCAUGAGUGCACCAUCUGCCACAAGUGCUUCCCGACCGGGCAGGCCUUGGGAGGACACAAGCGCUGCCACUACGACGGCGGCAGCAGCGCCGCCAACAGCGCUGUCACGACGGUUUCUGAAGGCGGCAGCCACAGCCAAACCCAAAGCCAGACUCAGGGCCAGCGUGGGUUCGUACUCGACCUGAACUUGCCGGCUGAACCAGAAGUACUACAAGUAUGGACCGGGUUCGAUAAGAAAAGGAGCGCUCAAGUCUCCGCCGAGCAGGAGGAGGUGCAGAGUCCGAUGCCGGAAAAGAAACCGCGCCUGACAUUGGGGCGCGAGUGAAUUUGAAGUUUCAUGUAUGUCGGGAAUUACAGAGUUACAGAACAUGUAAUAGUACAGUAAUUUGGUCUUUAUGAUCAAUUGGGGGUGGUGUACAUAGGAAUUUAAUUUCAUUGGUUCAUUUUCGUUCUUGUGAGAUCAUUGUGUUGGUUCUUGGAUUUAAUUUUGGUAUUGAUUUCAAUUUGUUUACUGUUGCUCAAUACCCCAUUACCAAUCUGAUGGCACCGUGAUAGAAUGUGUGACAGUUUCAGAAUUGUUACAACUUACAACCGUAUUUGGUUAAGGU